This is a messenger RNA of Iphiclides podalirius (scarce swallowtail), 3081 nucleotides long. The record is from the annotation of a GenBank genome assembly. Lineage: Eukaryota; Metazoa; Arthropoda; Insecta; Lepidoptera; Papilionidae.
AUGGCUCAGAGCUCAGUAGAUUCGGAUAGACUAUCUUCAGCCGGGAUAUCAACUUAUAGCUCAGGAACUGCUGGUACUGCUGGCGGUUCUGUUGUAGGAGUGAGACCCGGAGAACCAGGUCAUAAGAGAGAAGAUGAAGAUGAUUAUAACCUUGGCCCUCUACCUCCUAUGUGGGAAAAGGCAUUUACACCAUCGGGAGAAAGAUAUUUUAUAGACAGAAAACUGAAGCGCCACAACACCGGCACUUCGCACUGGCUGGACCCCAGGUUGGCGCGGGUCCGAAAGCACUCGCUGGGCGAGUGCGGAGAAGACGAGCUACCCUACGGUUGGGAGAGGGUCACGGAUGAGCGUUACGGGUCCUAUUAUGUGGACCACAUAAACAGGCGCACGCAGUACGAGAAUCCCGUGUUGCAAGCUAGGAGAUUGAGGGCGGAAAAGCUGGCGGCUGAAAAUGGGGGGAGCGGCCAGCCUAAUGGUCCCCCACCAACGGGGGAGCUCCGCGGCGAGAGAUUCACCCUCACCCUGACUAAGGGCACUCAGGGAUUGGGCUUCACGCUUAUCGGGGCAGAAGGUAUUCCCGAGACGGAGGGAUACCUCCAGAUACGCAGCAUAGUGCCGCACAGCCCUGCCUGGAUAGAUGGCGCUCUCCGGCCCGGCGACGUGGUGGUGGGGGUGGGCAACCGCGGGGUGAGGGGCCUGUCCCACGCCCAGGUCGCCCAGAUCUUCCAGUCCAUCACGCCCGGGACUGACGUCACGCUGCAUCUCGUCAGAGGUUAUCCACUCUCUUUUGACUCCGAGGACCCCAAUACGCGUGUCCUCAGCACUCUAGCAGUGGACGCUACACAGCCGCCGACUUCGGACGCCGUCGCUAUGCAGCAGUUGACCAGAGCCUUGAGAACGAGAUUCAACCUGGAGUCCCCUGGCGGCGAGUCCCCGCUCCAGGGCGAGGAGCCCUCCGGCGGCCAGCGCAGGCUGACGUCGCGCUCCUUCGACCUGGACGAGCUGGCCGCCGACGAGCCCGCCGCCCCGCCGCGCUGCCCCUCCGCCGACCACCUGCUCACCCUCGCUUCAGAUCACCAACAUCGCAGUAACAACGUUACAAGCAGCGAGCCAGGUAGAGAGUUGGUCCUCACUCUACGAAGGGGCGCUGCGGGCUUCGGUUUCACGAUAGCCGACAGUGUGCACGGACAGAAAGUGAAAAAGGUCCUGGACCGCAGCCGAUGCGCUGGGCUACGGGAAGGUGAUUUGCUUCUGCAAAUCGGUGACGUCGAUGUUCGUCACGCUCCGCACCAGCACGUUGUGCAGGUGUUGAAGGACUGCCCCGCCCUGCACGAGACGACCCUGCGCGUGUGGAGGCGCAACGGGGCGGUUGGGCGCGCCCCCAGGAGCAGGUCCGCCACGCGCCUGCAGCCCUCCGCCGCGCCAUCGAAUAGCGGCCAAUUGGGCAGGAGCAAGACGCCAACGGCCGAGCAACUCCGCUCGCAGGACAACCUGCGCGACAGGCUCAACGGAAUGAACACUGAAGCGACGUACGCCGUACCGGAGCACAAGUCGCGCGAGUCCAGGGAGAGCCUGAUGGACCGCAGGCGGAGGAGCAGCACGCCCGGGGCGCGGCUCACGCUGCCCGUGACGGCGCCCUGGCCCCAGCAGGAGGGCCAGUGGCGGGAGCAAGAGACGUGGGUGGACAACGCCAGCAACGUGCGCAGCUGGGCGGAGAGCGCGCAGAAGUGGGACGAGGGCGGGCAGAAGUGGGACGGCGGCGGGCAGAAGUGGGGCGAGGGCGCGGCCAACGGGAACGGCUGGGAGGGCGACGCCGAGCGGUGGGGCAACGGCAACUGGGGCGAGGUGCCCACGCCCACAGUCCACGUGGACAUGAAUGCCGCGUACUGGCGGGGCAACGCUAGCGUGGCGGACAGCAGCGAUAACGGAGGUUUUCCAGAAGACGGUAUGCUGCAUUCGCCCACCACCGCCGCGAUCGGGGGUCUGUCGCGCCAGUCGCCUUCCACCAGCAGAAUUCGACCACAUUCCCCUUCAAACUCCACAGGCCGGCUUCGAAGCCACUCCCCGUCUAACAACAGUGCGACGGAACGCCUGCUGAGCAACUCGCCGUCGGCGCUGCACAGCCAGUCGCCUUCCAACAACUCCUCGAACAGCAGAAUCAAAGGAUCUCCGCUCAGACUGCGAGACAAUUCUCCCUCCCGCCACAUGAACUCGCCAGUGUUGCGGCAGUCGCCGUCCUGCUACGAGGGCGAUUCUUUGGCGCAGCCGAGCUCAGUCUAUGUUGGCAAUUACCCGCAGGUGGAGGCGGGCGGGGCCAUCGACCCCGAGGCGGACGUGCUGGUGCGUCUGGCGCGAGGCAGCGCCGGCUUCGGGUUCCGAAUCGUGGGCGGCACCGAGGACGGCAGCCGAGUGGCCGUCGGAUAUGUAGUCCCCGGCGGGCCGGCAGACGGACUGCUAAGGCCCGGGGACCUGCUCACUUCCGUGGACGGCAUUCCCCUGGCCGGAGCCACGCACGCGCGCGCCGUCGCCUACGUGUCCCAGGCCGCCUCCAGGGGACACGUAACAUUAGGUGUAAGGCACAACAGGGCUGACAUCCAGCCGUUGGGUUUGCCAAACAUGGUGACCCCCCACAGCCACCAGCCUUUGCUCACAGCCGACCCAUCAGUGCAUCAUAUGCAACCCGCCUCGUACAACAUUCUGCAUCCUUCUCCAAUGUACCCACCGGCUUUGCCUAUGUACGGCGUGCAGUACGACAACGUCUCCGGCGGCUGGUCGCCGGUGCCCUACGACGUGACGGUGACCAGGAACGAGGGUGAAGGGUUCGGAUUCGUCGUCAUAUCCUCCACUAACAAGGCAACCAGCACUAUAGGCCAGCUGAUCCCGAACUCGCCGGCGGCGCGCUGCGGCCGGCUGCAGGUGGGCGACACGAUCGUGGCCAUCAACCGGCUGCCGGUGCGCAACCUGCCGCACCCCGAGGUGGUGGCGCUCAUCAAGCGCUCGGGCGCCGCCGUCACGCUCACCGUGCUGCCCGCGCAGCCCGCCCCCGCCGCCGCGCCGCACCCCGACCGCCCGCACGCAUGC